AUAUUUUCCCUUAAUAACUUCACAUCUAGAUUUCCCGGCUUUUUACAUUCUACGGACAACACUCCCUCUUUCUCUCUCCUCCGAAUUUCAUCUGCAAGAUCAGCUGGUUAUCAAAGGGGAAUCAACUUCAUUUAUGAUUAAUCAAUCUAUGUUCAAGUGAGCUGAAAGUGAUUGAAGUGUAGGAGAAGAUGGAAAAUAUGCAGUAUGCUGAGGAGCUAGUGAGAGAGUUUCUUGUAUUCAGAGGUUUCACUAGUACUCUACAAGCUUUUGAGAUGGAACUAAAUACGGAUGUUGGGAAAGGCUUUCAAGUGGACAAGAUAUUAGACCUGAUCUUCACAAAAUAUAUACCUAAGUUUGAGGCUGAGAAAUUGUUUGGCCUCCUUAGUUUCUUUAAGCACUGUUUUUCUUCUUCAGAGACAGUGCUUUAUGCUACAUUAUCAAAACUGGAGGUCUCUAUUCUCCGCUAUUAUAUAGUGCAUGCUGUGCGUUCGGGUAGGAAUGACAAAGUCAAAGAGUUUUUUGAUAUGUUUGGUGAUACCUUGCAGCAGAAAGGCGAUGAUUGGACUCCAUGGUUUGCUAUGCCAUAUCUAAAGAGUCCUGGUACAGAUCCUCAGUUUCACAUAUAUUUCUCAAAGGAAUGGUUUGAUGCCUUGCAUCUCUCACUAAGGAAUUUUCUUAGCCAGAUGUUUAGCGGUACUCGCAUUCCUGCUUUAUUGAAAAUCAGUACAGAGAAGAAUACUAUGAACCGUCUCAGAAAUGACAUUAAGCAGCUUAAUCUGAAGUUAUCACAGCUUCAAACUGUCCUGGAAGAAAGGGAGAAUCAGUUACAUCAGCUUAGGAGUGGUGCUGUGUUAAUGAGAGAUGAAGAUGACUCAGCAAAAGAUGCUUCGUUGGUUUUGGCAGAGGCAAUUCCAUCAAUAGAUUGUGGAGAAAAUCUUGUGGAUGCCGACCAUGCCCCGAGUACACCAGGCAGCGAUAUUCAGAAUGGAGCCCAUGUUUCCAAAUACGGUUUAUAUAGUGGUGGAAAGGUGGCUGUGGCUCUAGGAGAGGAAGAAUUUUCAGAAGUAAAAGUGCAGUUCCAGGAAACGUUUCUAGGGCACACAAGUCCCAUCACCAGGUCCCGCUUUUCUGCAUCUGGGGAUAACAUUGCAAGUGCUUCUCUAGAUGGAACAGUCAGGAUUUGGACAUAUGACUCAUCUACAUCGGCGUCUAGAAAUGCCACUAUAUAUUCUGGAGCAGAAAUUUUGUCUCUUGACUGGGACUCUAAAUCUGAUCGCUUGCUUCUCAUAGGCACUGCUGAAGGAGCCAUAAAAGCAUGGAAUGUGGAUGCAAAAAGAGUCGUGUGUGAUCUCAGCACAGGCCAAACAUUUAGAAGGGUAUUAGAUGUAAAGUGCAGCCCUGUGGAACCCAUUUUUGUUUCUGCAGCAGCAUCUGACGGGGAUGAAACAACUUAUGCUAGCACAAUGGGAUUUGCUUCGCUAACCGUUUGGAACAUGAAGACAUGGAAAGCUAUGACAGUCCUUCCACUUGGCGAAGAUCCCCCAGCAAUAACAUCUCUGUGUUUCAAUCACAACGGAAAGAUUUUAGCGGCUGCUGCUGUUGAUGGGAUGAUUCACAUGUUUGACAUGUCUGCUGGUUUGCAAAUUACUGGAUGGCCAGCUCAUGAUUCUCCCAUUAGCUCUAUUCAUUUCGGGCACGAUGAAACGAGUAUUUUUACUUUGGGAUCAGAUGGAAAAGUUUUUGAAUGGAGCUUGCAGAAGCAAGGUCAAGUAGUCUGGUCAGCAGAUUGCAGCAGGUUUUGCAGUCCUGAUACCACAAAACACUGCCGUCAUGAGAUGGCUCUGGAUUGUUCUGGGAAGAGACUGCUGGUGACCUCUGAUUCAGUACGAUCACCCAUGUAUCAGGUUGGAAGUCUUGCAAAUGGAUCGAAAACUCUACCACAUGGUGCAGCAGUGACAACUGUGGAUUGGCACCCAACCCUGCCUAUAUACCUUACUGGAUCUGCUGAUAACUCAGUUCGUGUUACCUCCAUUUUGUGAGGCAUCAUUACUGGUUUUUAUCAGUCCUUCAACAUUACUUUAAAAUAUCAUCGAAUUGGGUUUGGCAUCUCUAUGUUGUUCUUGGUUUUGGAUGCAAUUCUCAUGAAUCUUUUAGUGUAAUGCUAGUUUGUUCUUGAGUUCGGCCAGUCUUAGCUCUUCCAUAUUAGAUGGUGUCGUUUUGAUCUUUUUGGUUAAACCCUCAGGUUGUCACAUAUCGGUUCUGGAAUCUAGUCUCCACCAAACCAUCCCUUGCUCGUCCUUUCUUCUUUCAAUUUUACUUUGUAUAUUGGUGAAAGAAUAUAUUUAAAGUCGGUUGCAAUGAAAGAAUAUGGAGGAAGCUAUCCGGUAAAAUAGAUAAUUAAUAUAUGAUCGUCUUACAAUGUUUUUUUAUAGUUACAUAUAAUUGUAAAUCAUGUAAAAUAGAUGAUUUUAUAUCUUUGAAUAAAAUUGUAAUUCAUUUUGGAUCAAAAACAAUGUAUUGUUAUGUGUCUAUAGAUAUGUAUCUUGUGAGA
This is a messenger RNA of Beta vulgaris subsp. vulgaris (sugar beet), 2551 nucleotides long. RefSeq lists its product as uncharacterized. The transcript has 16 exons. Gene Ontology annotation, molecular function: protein binding. The record is from RefSeq and is a predicted model, not a curated record. The coding region runs from base 189 to 2039 and encodes 616 amino acids. NCBI's taxonomy places the organism in Eukaryota, Viridiplantae, Streptophyta, Magnoliopsida, Caryophyllales, Amaranthaceae.